AUGGCUUCAAGUUUGACUACGGUUGUUCAAAAUGCUCGUAAACUCCAUACAGCCACCGGCUUGGGUGAUAGCGGAUACGGCUGGGCUCCAGAGACGAAAAAAAUGGGUGAUACAUUGGAACACGUUAAAUUCGUUCUUCCAAACGCUCCCGUACAACCAGUAACAAUUAAUUUUGCCAUGGAAAUGCCAUCUUGGUAUGACAUUUAUACAUUAGGGGAUACCGAAGAUAUCCUCAAGAAUCGAGUAGAUGAGGAAGGAGUAUUAUCAUCAGUCGUUUCAGUAAAUCGUCUUAUACGUAAUGAAAUUGAUGCUGGCAUUCCUUCAAAUCGAAUUGUCGUUGGAGGUUUCUCACAGGGAGCAGCGGUUGGGAUUACUGUUGGGAUAUCAUCCGAAUAUUCAUUGGGUGGAAUUAUAGGUUUAAGUGGAUAUCUUCCUUUAAAAGAGAAAACAUUAACGAUGGCCACGGAUGCAAAUAAGAAUACACCUAUUUUCAUUGGUCAUGGUGAUAUGGAUCAGACUGUACCUUAUCGACUUGGGAAGUUAUCACAUGAUCUUCUUAAAUCAAAAGGAUACCCUAUAACAUUCAAAACUUAUAAUAUGCAACAUGAAUCUUCCCCAGAAGAAACAAAAGAUGUUAUUAAAUUCUUGCAACAAGUUAUUCCUGCAUAG
Funneliformis geosporum is the source of this 669-nucleotide messenger RNA. NCBI's taxonomy places the organism in Eukaryota, Fungi, Glomeromycota, Glomeromycetes, Glomerales, Glomeraceae. The record is from the annotation of a GenBank genome assembly.